GAAGUCAUGCAGGCAUUCGAGCUCAAGAAAAACGCUACAACACGUGAAGCCCAGGAAAAGGUGGGCUACACUCAGCUGCAAUGGGACAGGUUCUAUUACAUCACCAAGGCCGAGAUUGAUACACUGGUAAAGGCUAACCCAGGGAUCAAAUGGUCUGAAGUGAAAGCAAAUGAUGUCGAAGAGAUGCACAGUCGUGUCAAUGCUCAACUGCAAGCCGAGCACAUUCCCGAGGUGCGAUACGACGUGUUCCGUUGGCGCAUGGCGCGCGCAAUCCAAAACCAGCGGCCAAAUGGUAGGUGCAGUGGCAUGCCAGAAGGCUCAACAGCCGCUAAGACGGCAGCCGCUGCCCCCGACAAGGAUGCUGAGCAGGACUGA
Molecule: messenger RNA, 375 nt
Organism: Bipolaris maydis ATCC 48331
Lineage: Eukaryota; Fungi; Ascomycota; Dothideomycetes; Pleosporales; Pleosporaceae
Source: RefSeq, a predicted model, not a curated record